AUGUCAGUCUGGCAAAUGGACGACAUCUCCGCGCAACCGGAUAAUUACACAAUGGAGAAAAACAUUUGCGAGCGUCACUUUUUAGACAACGUAUCUCAAAAUUCUCAAGGUAGUAAAUCAGUCAAGCUUCCAAUCAAAGAGCAAAUGUUAAAUAACAUUGGCGAUUCGCGUGAGUCUGCUCUCAAACGAUUGAGGGGCAUCGAGAGACGUUUCAAACGCGAUCUUACGUUUAAAAUUCAAUACGCGGCGUUUCUCGACGAAUAUUUAUCGCUGGAACAUAUGCGACGCAUAGAGCCACCCAUUGCGGAAGAAACAAUAUCGUUUUAUCUUCCCCACCAUUGCGUCUUCACGGUCGGGCAAGCGUCGAAAAUCCAUAUUGUAUUCGACGCAUCUUGCCGUAGCAGUUCCGGCGUAUCAUUAAAUGCGCUUCUAAUUUUAGUGCAUCCGUCCCAGCAGAGAAUUCUCUCCGAUGAUCUCUCUGCUAAUGUCGAUACGUACGAACUCACUACCGUCACUUACGGUACAGCUUCUGCGUCAUUUCUGGCCACCAGAUGCUUUAAACAUUUGGCUGAGCAAUACACUCAUCAAUUCACUCGCGGUUCAGCAUGCGUCCUUUGGGAUUUUUAUGUCGAUGACAUGGUCACCGAAUACAGUCGACAAAUUAAAACUAAUUCGCGGUGA
Messenger RNA from Atta colombica, 681 nucleotides. RefSeq lists its product as uncharacterized. The transcript is spliced from 2 exons. NCBI's taxonomy places the organism in Eukaryota, Metazoa, Arthropoda, Insecta, Hymenoptera, Formicidae. Bases 1 to 681 code for a protein of 226 amino acids. The record is from RefSeq and is a predicted model, not a curated record.